ACUCUUUAGAAUCAAACAUAUUUGCUUUCGCAAAGGCGCCCCCCCCCCCCCCCCCAAGAAACUUUUUGAUUAGCAAGACCUGUCACAAGAGAUUCAAUAUUGUUAAACGCUGGAAAUAUGACCCCCGCAGUCGCCGGACACAGCGGAGAACUCACCUCUGAUGGGUCUCUGAAUAUAGCAGCUACGCAUCCGUUUACUUGCAAUACAUGCCAGGUUGCUUUCAGAAACAGCGAUGCCCAGAGAACCCAUAUGCGGAGUGAUUGGCAUCGAUAUAAUUUAAAGCGUCGAGUCGCAUCUCUUCCCCCACUGUCUUCUGAGAUAUUUGCUGAGAAAGUCCUUACGGCUCAGGCAGCGAAUUCUGCCGCUGCAGCCAAAGCCUCCUUCGAAAAAACAUGUGCAGCCUGCCAGAAAACAUUCUUCAGUGAAAAUGCCUUCUUGAAUCAUAUGGCCAGCCAGAAACAUAGGUCGAGGGAAGCGCAACUGCGGAAAAGCGGAGCCCUUCAGGAUGAAACUGCUUCCGUGAUGAGUGGCACAUUUUCUCUGGGAGAACCGAUCAAUACAGGGGAGCCCGCCGCUGCUCCCCCUGCCACUUCCAUCCAGGAAUCCGCCGCAGAGGCUGAAUUCUCCAAGAUCGUGGACGCAAUGAAAGAUACCACCAUCGAUAGCGAGGAUCCAUUAUCGAAGCGUCCAUCCAGGCCAACUCAUUCUUCAGUUGCUGGAGCUCGUCAGGCGUCACCAAGUGGCACUGAACCCGAGUAUGAUGAGGACUAUGCGUUAACCCACUGCAUGUUUUGCAACCACAAUUCAGCAAGUGUGAAACAAAAUGUCCUCCACAUGAGGAAGUUCCACGGGAUGUUUGUGCCUGAGCAAGGAUACCUGAUGGAUGGCGAGGGGCUGUUGAAAUAUCUCUUCGACAAAAUCACAAAGAACAACGAGUGUCUAUACUGCCAUAAGAUCAAGUCAAGCGCCGCAGCGAUUCAGACACACAUGCGGGAUAAGGGGCAUUGCAUGAUUGCGUUCAGUACGGAGGACGAGAUGCUCGAAGUGGGGCAAUUUUACGACUUUUCCAGCACCUAUUCUGACGACGAGGAUGGAUCAACGUCCGCAACGGGAUCUCCCACUAGUGAUGCCAAGGAUAUCAACGAUGAGGAGGGGUGGGAAACGGAGAGCUCAGUAUCAUCAUUUGACGACAGGGAUGCGCUGUAUACUGAUUACGAGCUACAUCUUCCAUCUGGACGGACGGCAGGACAUCGCUCUCUGUUCAAAUACUUCCGACAGAAUCUACGGAACUAUCCAACUCCGGAGGAACGUCUUUUACGCCAGCGGACAAUUACGGACGCUGCACAGAAUCCGGACGUACACGACAAUGACGCUAGCGUCAGGAGAAACCAGUCACUUGUUACGAGAGCGGAGGGCGGUCUUGGUAUGAUUGGUGCGAGCGAUAGCCAGAAGCGGUGGGUCAAGGCAGCGGAGGUUAGAGAGACACGGAGUGAACAGAAAGCGAAGAAGCAAUAUGAAUGGGGCCUUCAUAAGAGGGGUAAUUUCCAGAAGCACUUCAGGGAUCAUCUCCUCCAGUAAUCGGUCUGAAUGGAUUGCGUGCGGUUGAUAUUCCUGAUCUUCUCACGUCACAUACUCCUCUUUUUUUUUUUUUUUCUUUUUUCGCGCUGUAGUUGGACACUUUGGCAGCUCGAUGUAAUGUACAGUACAUACUCUGUUAAUCAGGUCCACGAACGAUAGAUAACUGUAACUAAUGAAUUUCGAAUUGAGGCGAGCUGAUCGUUGCUUCAUCUCAAGCCUAUGAUACAGGUAGCAGCUUACAAUUUAAAAACUUUUCAUAUCAGAUACCACAA
Blastomyces gilchristii SLH14081 is the source of this 1850-nucleotide messenger RNA. Its product is annotated as C2H2 finger domain-containing protein. The record is from RefSeq and is a predicted model, not a curated record. Gene Ontology annotation, biological process: ribosomal large subunit biogenesis. Gene Ontology annotation, molecular function: nucleic acid binding; zinc ion binding. Lineage: Eukaryota; Fungi; Ascomycota; Eurotiomycetes; Onygenales; Ajellomycetaceae. Gene Ontology annotation, cellular component: preribosome, large subunit precursor. The transcript has 3 exons. The coding region runs from base 118 to 1578 and encodes 486 amino acids.